AAGCUCUCUGUAUUCCCACCCAGCCCAAGGGUUGAAAUAGCAUCACAACGCAGGAGCAGCUUCUCUUAGCUACUAGCUCCAUCUCCCUGGAGCCAGAGGGAACUCCAAAGGUGGCCACAGAGCAAGUCCCCACUCGCUGGGAAGGGCGAUCUUGCCGGAAAGCCAAGGCUGAGGUCCAGCAGCCCAGCAGAAAGAGGAUCAGGGACCGAGAGGAGCCGGUACAAAACGCUGCAGCUGCUACGCAGAGCCACAUGAAGCCUGCGGGGAAAACCAGGAUCAGAGAGCAGCAAGAGAGCUGACCCUGAGGAGGGCGCAAUUACCGGGAGCCACUGACUCCCAGGGGGGACCCCUUUCCUUGUUCCUGAACUAAAGCUCUUCUCCCAAAUAUCCAGAAUGAUGUUCCCGAAGUUGAUCUGGAUGGGUUUCUUCUGCCACCUGUGUCGAGGCUACUUUGAUGGUCCCCUGUACCCAGAAAUGUCUAACGGGACUCUGCAUCAUUACUUCGUGCCUGACGGAGACUACGAGGAGAAUGAUGACCCAGAGAAAUGCCAGCUGCUCUUCAGGGUGAGUGACCGCCGGCGCUGCUCCCAGGGGGAAGGGGGCCAAGCCAGUAGCUUGCUGAGCCUCACCCUUCGAGAGGAGUUCACAGUGCUGGGCCGCCAGGUGGAGGAUGCCGGGCGCGUCCUGGAGGGCAUCAGCAAAAGCAUCUCCUACGACCUGGAUGGGGAAGAGAGCUAUGGCAAGUACCUGAGGAGGGAGUCCCACCAGAUUGGGGAUGCCUAUUCCAACUCUGACAAGUCCCUCACUGAAUUGGAAAGCAAGUUCAAGCAGGGCCAGGAGCAGGAUAGCCGGCAGGAGAGCAGACUCAACGAGGACUUUCUGGGGAUGCUGGUCCACACCAGGUCCUUGCUGAAGGAGACACUGGACAUCUCAGUGGGGCUCAGAGACAAAUACGAGCUGCUGGCACUCACCAUCAGGAGCCAUGGGUCCCGGCUAGGUCGACUGAAAAGCGACUAUCUGGAGGGUGGGGGACAGAGGACGGGCUAAAUUUUCCAUCGUACCUUUUAUUUUACCCAGAUUUGCACUUUCAGCGUGCGUCUGAAGUUGUCUUUUCAAAAGAAAGAAAAUUUUAAGAGGUUGAGUCACUCUGAUUUUGGUUUAGUUUUGUGCAUUAUUUAUGUCAUUACUGAAGAGUUUUCACCGAUUUUAAAAAAAGUUUUAAAGUAAUCCCUGGGGUAUUUUUCUUAAGGGGCUUCAUAGCUCGACAGAAUCAUUUCUUUCAGCUCCAUCUAAAGGUUGUAUUUUGUGGGGGAGGACUGAUUUACCUUCCUCAUCCUGACGAUUGUGUGGACACUUCGAGGGCAGGGAGGAGGGGGACGACUGGUGGAUAGCUACAGUGCUUCUUCUUCAGCCUUCUCUUUGGUCUCUGGAGGCUGAGGUGCUUGCUUUUCAGAUGAGCUUCCAGGUCUGUGGCAUGUUUGCCAGCCGAGGAAGUUGUUUGAGUCUCCUCUGGCUCUUAUUUAUUUACCAUGUUCUGAGUUGUUUUAUUUUGUUGUAAGAGUGUUAUUGAGAGCUUACAUACAAAUCGCCAGCAGCAAAAUGUUCAAGGUUCCCUUGUGGGAUUGUGUAAAUUGAGGAUGCAGCAUUUGAGAGAGCAAAGCUUUGGGGUGGUUGCCCACACACGAUGUAGAUCUGCUGCGUGUUUUGCUGUACCAUCAAAGAAACAGACUGCUGGAAUACACCCCUCACUGUCUAUGA
Molecule: messenger RNA, 1758 nt
Organism: Myodes glareolus (Bank vole)
Lineage: Eukaryota; Metazoa; Chordata; Mammalia; Rodentia; Cricetidae
Gene: Fibin
Product: fin bud initiation factor homolog
Source: RefSeq, a predicted model, not a curated record